CACUACAAUUUUAAAUUUAAAGUUUUUUCAAACUUUAAAAUUAAUAAUCUAAUCUAGUUCAGUUUAGUUAGUGUUAAACCAUCAUUCGAUCAAGACCUAUUGCUUAUUAAAAAGUUCUUUAUUUUUACAAAAAAUGAAUUUUCAAAAUUUUAGCAACAAUUUUUGUUCACUAGUUUCUUUAGUACGAAAUAAUGCAUAUCCUAAAUACCCAGAAUAUACAACAUUUUCUUCAAGAUUGAAAACAUUCAACUUAUUCCCGUUAACUUCAUCUCAAGAUAAAUACUCAUUAGCUGAAAGCGGUUUUAAAUAUUCAGGGAAAAAAGAUAUUGUCGAAUGUUUUUGCUGUGGACUCAUCUUACAUAAUUGGGAAAAAGAUGAUAUUCCAUGGAUUGAACACACAAGAUGGAAUCCAAAGUAUAUAUACGUAUUAUUAUCAAAAGGAAAUCAGUUUGUUGAAAAUAUAAUAAAUAAGUACGGAAAGAUUAACGAUGUAUGUCAAUGUGAUUGUGAAUUUAAGACAUAUGAUACUGUAAUUUAAUAUUUUUUUCUAUUAAUAUAUUUUUUUUUUCUGUUUUUAUAAGAAA
This is a messenger RNA of Melanaphis sacchari, 584 nucleotides long. Its product is annotated as death-associated inhibitor of apoptosis 1-like. Gene Ontology annotation, molecular function: cysteine-type endopeptidase inhibitor activity involved in apoptotic process; ubiquitin protein ligase activity. The record is from RefSeq and is a predicted model, not a curated record. Gene Ontology annotation, biological process: negative regulation of apoptotic process; regulation of cell cycle; positive regulation of protein ubiquitination. Bases 134 to 538 code for a protein of 134 amino acids. NCBI's taxonomy places the organism in Eukaryota, Metazoa, Arthropoda, Insecta, Hemiptera, Aphididae. The transcript has a single exon. Gene Ontology annotation, cellular component: cytoplasm; nucleus.